GAACUGCAGCAUCAUAUUUGUCUACCAUACAGCAGUCUAUUCUACUGGCACAUCUUUUGGUUGUUCUAUCAGACUUGAUUGAGCAAGAAGAUAGGGAGAAGGCGAAAGAGAAAGACCAGAAGCCGCAAAGGAAUAAGUUCUCAUUCUAGUCGAACACUGAUUUUCUCUUAUCUGCUUCCUCACUCCUUCUUCUCACUUGCUUCUGGGGUGUGGCAACUACCAGACUCAAUAGCCCCUUUGAUUAUUUCACUUCCUUUGGAUAAGUAUUUCCUUGGAUAUCGUCACAGCCAGUACAAGAUGAACGCACCGGACCGGUACGAGUCAUUCGUUCUAGCGAAUGGCGAGAACAAGGUUGAGAUGGAGAUUGACACUCGCAUCCCAUCGUCUGCGAUCUUCACCUUCAACAAAGAAGACCACACCCUCGGAAACCUGAUUCGCGCUCGCCUGUUGCAGAGCUCUCAUGUUCUCUUUGCUGCGUACAAGGUCCCACACCCACUUGUUCCCAAGUUUUUGCUUCGAGUUCAGACAGAUGGCGACAUCACCCCCAAGGAAGCCGUAAUUGCGGCCUGCCAUGAGCUUGUCCGGGAUCUGGGUAUCCUCUCGCGUGAAUUUACCAAAGAGUAUGAACUCCGCAAGAUGGUGGGAGCUACUGCCCAGCAGCAGAAUGGUGUCCAGGACGGUGUCUAGCUGUUCGACGAGGGUGCUAAGGAAAGGAGAGCUAGGUCGGCGGUCACAGACAUGCUUUUGCUUCGGAUCUACGCAGCUGGUCAUGCGUGUCUUUAUUUCAUGGUCAUACCCUUCAUUCUAUUCCUGUUCUCAUUGCCUCCUGUGAUUAGUGGGACCAAGCUCUACGCUCCAACUUGCCGUCGGGAAUGAUGUUAUUUGAUUCUGCCAUUCAUCCUCCCCCCUUUCACUCCGGUCCUCGGUACUAGAUGCUAGGUCCUGCUGCUAUGUUCCAUAGCUCCUGUAGAUACCUACCUAGUAGGGAGGACUUACUACAUAGUAGAUACUAUGGUGAAGGUGAC
Molecule: messenger RNA, 1025 nt
Organism: Aspergillus sclerotioniger CBS 115572
Lineage: Eukaryota; Fungi; Ascomycota; Eurotiomycetes; Eurotiales; Aspergillaceae
Product: DNA-directed RNA polymerase II core subunit RPB11
Exons: 5
Coding region: 298-687 (129 amino acids)
Biological process (GO): transcription by RNA polymerase II
Cellular component (GO): RNA polymerase II, core complex
Molecular function (GO): DNA binding; protein dimerization activity
Source: RefSeq, a predicted model, not a curated record